Molecule: messenger RNA, 1116 nt
Organism: Candida dubliniensis CD36
Lineage: Eukaryota; Fungi; Ascomycota; Pichiomycetes; Serinales; Debaryomycetaceae
Gene: GPD2
Product: Gpd2p
Exons: 1
Coding region: 1-1116 (371 amino acids)
Biological process (GO): carbohydrate metabolic process; glycerol-3-phosphate catabolic process
Cellular component (GO): glycerol-3-phosphate dehydrogenase (FAD) complex; cytosol; nucleus
Molecular function (GO): NAD binding; glycerol-3-phosphate dehydrogenase [NAD(P)+] activity; protein homodimerization activity
Source: RefSeq, a predicted model, not a curated record
AUGACUACAUCUCCAUAUCCAAUUGAAACUCCAUUCAGAGUUUGUAUUGUCGGUUCCGGUAACUGGGGUACUGCAGUUGCAAAGUUAGUUGCUGAAAACUGUGCUGAAAAACCAACUAUUUUCCAAAACGAUGUCAAAAUGUGGGUUUUCGAAGAAGAAAUUGAAGGAAGAAAAUUAACAGAAAUAAUUAACACUGAUCAUGAAAAUGUCAAAUACUUGCCAGAGGUUAAAUUGCCAGCCAACUUGGUUGCCAACCCAGAUAUUGUCGACACUGUUAAAGACGCCGACUUGAUUGUUUUCAACAUCCCACAUCAAUUCUUGAGUAGAAUUGUUAAACAAAUUGAAGGUAAAGUGAAACCAACUGCCAGAGCCAUCUCAUGUUUGAAAGGAUUAGAUGUGAGUCCAGAAGGUUGCAAAUUGUUGUCAACAUCCAUCACUGAUACUUUGAAAAUAUACUGUGGUGUUUUAUCUGGUGCCAAUAUUGCUAAUGAGGUUGCCAGAGGUAACUGGUCAGAAACUUCAAUUGCCUACACUGUUCCAGAUGAUUUCAGAGGUGCCGGUAAAGACAUUGAUCCAUUUAUUUUGAAGGAAGCUUUCCACAGACCAUAUUUUCACGUCAGAGUCAUUGAAGAUGUUGUUGGUGCCUCUAUUGCUGGUGCCUUGAAGAAUGUCAUUGCGUGCUCUGUUGGUUUCGUUGAAGGUGCUGGCUGGGGUGACAAUGCUAAAGCCGCUAUCAUGAGAAUUGGUAUCAAGGAAACCAUUCGUUUUGCAUCAUACUGGGAAUUGUUCAAGAUCAAAGCCUCGUCUCCACCAAACCCAAGAACAUUUACUGAAGAAAGUGCCGGUGUUGCUGAUUUGAUCACUACUUGUUCUGGUGGUAGAAAUGUUAAAGUCGCCAGAUAUAUGAUUAAAAAUAACGUCAAUGCAUUUGAAGCUGAAAAGAUUGUUUUGAAUGGACAAAGCUCCCAAGGUAUUUUGACUGCAAAAGAAGUGCACGAAUUGUUAACACAUUUCAACAUCCAAGAUGAAUUCCCAUUACUCGAAGCUACCUACAAGGUUAUCUACGAAAAUGGCAGUGUCGAUGAUUUCCCACAAUUAUUAGAAGGUGAUCAAUAA